UAGAUACUAUGAAAUUCAAUCUCACAGUGUUAUUUUCGCUACUCCCCGCCGCUUUGGCGUACAUGGACACUGCCUCAUUUUAUUCUUCUGAGUCUUUGGAUGUAUCUGGCCAACAUUACAUUGUCGAGUCCACAUCAUUACAUGGUGCUAUGAAUGCUCUUACUAAAGGUGCAUGCUCUGGAUCGGCCAAGAAAUUGACGGUAUACCGUGUAUCCAACUUGGGUCAUGCUAAAGUUGACAAUGCUGAAUUCUUUGCUAAGCAUGUUCAUUAUAAAGGAGCUGAAGCUUUAGACCUUCCAAUCUCUAAUAUUUGUACCAAGGAACAAGUCAAAUAUGUCACUUCUACCGACGAAUUAGAUGAAGAAUCUGACUCUCCUGUGGUAAUUGUUGACCUUGAAAACAUCCUGUCUUCUGCUGACAUGUUGAAGUCUGAUCGUGCUGUAAUCAUCCAAGGUGUCCCAUCUUUCCAUUCUCCAGAAUCCAAAUUGGAAUCUGUUAAGCAUUAUAUUGAAGAUAAGGCUCAAGAGAAUUUCAACUUACCACUUGAUUUUGACCAAGUGUUGAAGAAAAGAGACACUCCAACUAAGUAUGAAGAUGAAGAGUUUGAUAAGCUUGUUUCCGAAGUCGAAGAUGACUUUAGAGCUGCUGAAUCUUAUAUUGCACAAGAAGGGUCCGACAUGCCAGUCCAUGCCCUUACCGAUGCAUCAGAUGCUCCUAUUGCUUCCGUCGCUGGAAACUACACCAAACCUUCCCACUCUUCGCUCUUCACCAAGUACGAGUACUUCACUCCAGGAAUCUUCCAAACCCUUUUGGUAUCAUGGAUUUUGAUCUCUGUCUUGUAUAUUGCAUUGUCUUGGAUCUCCUCUAUUGAGAUUACCUACAAAUCCUUUGACAAGCAAGUUGACUUUGAAAAGAAAACUGAAUAGAAUCGGUAACGAUAAAAAUGCGACUA
[Candida] anglica is the source of this 952-nucleotide messenger RNA. The record is from the annotation of a GenBank genome assembly. NCBI's taxonomy places the organism in Eukaryota, Fungi, Ascomycota, Pichiomycetes, Serinales, Debaryomycetaceae.